Molecule: messenger RNA, 1533 nt
Organism: Vitis riparia (riverbank grape)
Lineage: Eukaryota; Viridiplantae; Streptophyta; Magnoliopsida; Vitales; Vitaceae
Product: probable mitochondrial adenine nucleotide transporter BTL1
Exons: 6
Coding region: 183-1253 (356 amino acids)
Biological process (GO): transmembrane transport
Source: RefSeq, a predicted model, not a curated record
AUGGUGGGGUCCAGACGCAUGCCCCAAAAAGUGAAAAAUAUGCAAAACCCUAAUGCCACAAAAGCCCUACACAUACACCAAACAAGUUUGAAUUGGAACUAAAAACUCUUGAAGAUCUCAACUCAACUCGCCUCAACUCAGCGAAACUGAACUCAGAAGAAAUAUCCGACUCUUCGUCCACAAUGAUCCAAAAACGCACGUCCCAGAAGAAGAGCUACGGCGUUUUUGGCGACGUGUACGGGGUGAUGAUGGUCCCCAAAGAGCUCGAGAUCGAAAAGGAUGCUUCCAUUGAUCAGUUUCGUUUUCAGCUUCCCGAUCUCAAGCAAGCUUUCCAAGAUUUUGUGAGGACCCGAGAAGUUGGGGAAUUUAUAAGCGGGGCUUUAGCAGGGGCCAUGACCAAAGCCGUUCUUGCUCCUCUUGAGACCAUCAGGACAAGAAUGGUGGUGGGCAUUGGGUCGAAAAACAUUUCGGGUAGUUUCAUAGAGGUCAUUGAGCAGCAGGGUUGGCAAGGGCUGUGGGCCGGGAACACAAUUAACAUGCUGCGCAUAAUCCCUACACAGGCGAUAGAGUUUGCAACAUUUGAGUGUGUCAAGCGAACGAUGACAGAAGCCCAGGAGAAAUGGAGCACAAAGGAAUGCCCUAAGUUGCAGAUUGGUCCUGUCAGUCUUAACUUAUCUAUCUCAUGGAUCUCCCCCAUUGCCGUGGCGGGUGCAGCUGCUGGAAUUGUUAGCACGCUUGCUUGCCACCCUCUUGAAGUUUUGAAGGAUCGGUUGACUGUUAGUCCAGACAUUUACCCUAGUAUAAGUGUUGCAGUGAGCAAGAUUCACAAUGAUGGUGGGAUCGGAGCAUUCUAUGCCGGCAUUUCACCUACACUGAUUGGCAUGCUCCCAUACAGCACAUGCUACUAUUUCAUGUAUGAAACAAUGAAGAAAUCGUACUGCACAGCAAAGAAUAAAACAUCUCUCAACCGUCCCGAGAUGCUCUUGAUUGGAGCUCUCUCAGGUUUUACGGCAAGCACAAUCAGCUUCCCAUUGGAGGUGGCAAGGAAGCGGCUGAUGGUUGGAGCUCUACAGGGCAAGUGUCCACCCCACAUGGCGGCAGCACUGUCAGAAGUUAUUCGGGAGCAGGGAAUCAUGGGUCUCUACAGAGGGUGGGGUGCAAGCUGUUUGAAAGUCAUGCCCUCCUCUGGCAUCACCUGGAUGUUUUAUGAGGCUUGGAAAGAUAUAUUACUUGCAGAGAGACGACAUCUAUAACGACUCUUCUAAGACUCUGCUACAUUGGUUGGUCCUCAGUUUGUUUGGUAGGCUGAGUACCAGGGCUCGGAGAUGUGCUCGAGCCAGGAUUCUGAAGACGAGAAGCUUAUGUGAGCGGAUUCGGAAGAUAAGAAGCUUAUGUGAAGGAGGCUGACUUCACGGGGAUCAUAAAGUGGGCUCUUUGACCCUUGAGCCCCAUCAAUAACGAAUGAUUUGUACUGACAAAUGUUUUUUAAUUUAAGGAGGAAAUAUUAAUACAAGUUUUCAGUUUCUGUUGAAA